GUAUUAUGAUGUGAAGUUUAUUCGCGAUCGCGACCAGGCAAGUGUACGUCGAAAAAAAAAUGAGACUGAUCGAUUAAUUACAAUCAUUCUUGCGACAGCCACUUUUCUUAGCGUAGUUGAAGUCUAAUUAACUCAACUGACCUAAUUAAGAGGCAUAGUAAAUAAAGUUGUGAUUUGUGCGGGCGGCCAAACAGAGUUUACGUAAACUGACAUUGACGUGGAAGUGCGCGGGAAAAUUUGAUGUGUACCGUUUUUCCUUGGUUAAAUUUCUAGCCGCGAGUCGCUACCGGUUGCUUAAAUAUUGUGUGUCGCUCUGUGCAGAGGUGAAAGCAAAAUGUGAUUGUGGUGCAGUACUUGUGUGGUGACGUUGCCAACAUAUUGCCCUUGCUGCUAGAUUGGCAACACACCAUAAACACGCGAAGUAUUUAACUUUAUAUCCGCAUGGUUCUAUUGGAGUUAUUGAUUUGAGAGAAUCAUCGGGGAUUCCAAAAUGCCGUUCACUUUAGAAGAGGGUGGGUUUGGUAUGGGGGAUUACGUGGUCUUCGGGGUGCUGUGCGCCGCGUCGUGUGCCGGCGGACUGUGGUACAGUGCGGUCGGGUCCAAGACAAAAGCCGUAUUAGAUGUCAAAGAUUACCUGCUAGGCGGAAAAGCCAUGUCCACAUUCCCCGUUGCCAUGUCGUUGAUCGCUAGUUACGUGUCUGGGGUCACAAUACUCGGCACCCCAGCGGAGAUCUACAAUUACGGUACGCAGUAUUGGCUGGUGAUAUUGGGUGUGGCGCUCAGCUGUGUGGUCGUGGCCACGGUGUACCUGCCAGUGUUCUGCACGCUGCGGCUCUCCUCCUCUUACGAAUAUUUAGAGUUAAGGUUCAACCGACAUGUUCGUGCGGUGGCGUCCAUUCUUUUCCUUUUGGAUGAGGUAUUGUUCCUUCCUAUGGUGGUCUAUGUUCCGGCUCUCGCAUUUAAUCAAUUGACGGGGAUAAAUGUCUUUGUCGUUGGAGGCAUAAUGGUUGUAAUAUGUGGACUGUACACAGUGUUAGGUGGGCUCCGUGCAGUGGUAUGGACAGAUUCAGUGCAAACAGGAAUGAUGUUCAUUGGCGUAGUGCUUGUUGCGGCUGCAGGCACUCUAGCCGUUGGGGGCGUCCAAGUAAUUCUUAACGCCGCCAACGAAUCUAACCGAUUGGACCUUUCCAAUUGGAACUUCAGCCCAUAUGAAAGACAGACAGGAUGGGGCGCCGUGGUUGGGGGUUUCCUGUACUGGACUUGCUUCAACUCCGUCAACCAAACAAUGGUGCAGCGAUACAUAUCACUGCCAUCUAAGCGGCAAGCUGUUUCGGCGAUAGGCAUCUUCUGUAUUGGCGCAAUGAUCGCGAUCUCGCUGUGCGUCUGGUGUGGCCUGGCCGCCUUCGCGGCGUGGGUGACAGGCGGUUGCAGCCCCAGCGGGGCUCCGUUAGUAGACGACAGGCUACUACCAGCCUUCGUCACGUACGUCUCCAGAGUACAGCAUCUGCCAGGGUUAGCUGGAGUGUUUCUUGCGGGAGUCUUCGGCGCAGGUCUGAGUUCAUUGUCUGCGGUAUUGAACGCUUGCGCACUAGUUGUGGUAGAAGACAUAAUGCACGGAUGGAUGAAGCUGCGAUUGAAACCGCUAACUGAAGGGAUCUUGGCGAGGGUGGCAACCGCGGUUCUUGCGGUCAUCUCUGUCAUCAUGCUUAUAGUUAUCGAGAAGCUGGGAGGCGUGCUUGGUGUGGCCACUGCGUUGUCUGCUAUAGCGGCUAGCGCGACGUGCGGCAUAUUCACUUUGGGCAUGGUGUGCUGGUGGGUGGGGCCGCGGGGUGCCAUAGCGGGCGGGGUGGCGGGCGCGUUGGUGGCGGGCGCCGUGUCCAUGGGCACUCAGGCGGCCGCCGCGCGGGGGCUGCGUGCGCCUCCAGCACUACUCACGUCGCAGUGCGCCGCUAACGCGUCCUACGCGCUCGUCGAUCAGUUGGACCCAGAAACGGUGUUUCCCCUAUUCCGAGUCUCGUACCAUUGGAUAGCGCCAUUAGGUCUUCUAGCCACAAUACUGACAGGAGCUUUAGUAGGCUGGCUAUUCGAUAAAAAGGAGGACAUAAGAAUGGACGAGGAGUUAUUCACUCCUAUUAUAUGGAAACUGCUUCCUAGCGAAGCGCACGAGAGAGCCGGUGAAGCCAGGCGGAUAGGGAACAAACAGGGGGAAUCCCCGGCGCCUUCGUCGCCCCUCAUGAUCGCGAGGUCCGAUAAGGUACGACAGGGACCGCAUUACAAGCUUGUUUGAUCUAAUCAUUAUUAUUACGAGCUUUACGCUUUUGUUGCGCAUGAUGUAGAUCUUAAAAGUUAACACAUCACCUAGCUUUUUAAUAACGUGUUGAGUAUUGUGGAGUAGUUAGAUAUUAAAACGAUCGUGAGUGUCCGACAUUAUUAUAAGCUUGUUUGAUCUAAUUAUAAUCAUCAUUAUUACGAUAUUGUAGCUUUACUUGAUCCUAUUGUGCAUGAUGUAGAGUAUAUCUUUUUAGUAUCGCACCACGUAGUCUUUUACUUACAUGUUGAGUAUUGUGGAGUAGUUAGACAUUAACACCUUACAUUUUAUGUAUCAUUCAUUACUUUUAAUCUUAAACACACUUGAUACUGUAUUAAUUAACUUU
Molecule: messenger RNA, 2654 nt
Organism: Chilo suppressalis (striped riceborer)
Lineage: Eukaryota; Metazoa; Arthropoda; Insecta; Lepidoptera; Crambidae
Source: the annotation of a GenBank genome assembly